Molecule: messenger RNA, 4671 nt
Organism: Arvicola amphibius (Eurasian water vole)
Lineage: Eukaryota; Metazoa; Chordata; Mammalia; Rodentia; Cricetidae
Exons: 19
Biological process (GO): T cell activation
Cellular component (GO): external side of plasma membrane
Source: RefSeq, a predicted model, not a curated record
AUGGAGGUGUCCUCUGUGAUUCCCUACAAGGGCUGCACGCCCUGGCAGGGGCUCCUGCUCACAGCCUUCCUUUCAAUCUGUUGUCAUUCACCUGCCACUGCUGAAGUCACCAUUGAAUCAGUGCCGCCCAAUGUGUUCGAAGGAGACAGUGUCCUUCUAUAUGUCCACAAUCUGCCAGAGAAUCUGCUAGCCUUUGCUUGGUUCAAAGGGCUAACAAAUAUGAAACGCAGAAUUGUACUCUAUGAACUGAACAACAAUUUAAGUUUGCCGGGGCCUGAAUACAGUGGUAGAGAGACAGUGUACCGCAAUGGAUCCCUGUGGAUUUCCAAUGUCACCCACGUGGACACAGGAUUCUAUACCCUACGAACCAUAAGUAGACAUUCAAGAAUUGUGUCAAUAACAACCAUCCACCUCCCUGUGUACACUUCCUCUUUCACCUGUGGGAGCUCUCCCACCUCUGCCCAGCUCACUAUCGAAUCAGUGCCUCCCAGUGUUGCAGAAGGGGCAAGUGUUCUUCUACAUGUUCACAAUCUCCCAGAGAAUCUUAGAACCUUUUUCUGGUACAAAGGUGUGAUUGUGUUCAACCAUCUGGAAGUUGCUCGGCACAUAAUAGCCACGAAUUCAACUAUGCUGGGCCCAGCACACAGUGGUCGAGAGACAGUGUACAGCAAUGGAUCCCUGCUGCUUCACAAUGUCACAUGGAAAGACACUGGAUUCUACACCCUACGAACUCUGAGUAGAGACCUGAAAAUAGAAUUAGUGCAUGUGCAACUCCACAUGGACUCUUCCCUCUCUAUGUGCUGCAACCCUCUCAGCUUUGCCCAACUCACCAUAGAGCCAGUGCCACGAAAUGCUGCCGAAGGGGAAAGUGUUCUUCUUCUUGUCCACAAUCUUUCAGAAGAUGUGAGAGCCUUUUCCUGGUACAGAGGAGUGUAUAGCAUCCAGAUCUUUAAAAUUGCAGAAUACAGAAGAGCCACGAAUUCCGUCACCUGGGGGCCUGCCCAUAGCAGAAGAGAGACAGUGUACCCCAACGGAUCCCUCCAGCUUCGGGAUGUUACUGAGAAUGACUCAGGCUUGUACACACUUCAGAUUUUAAACAGAGAUUUGAAAACUGAAACGGCACAUGUGCAAUUCCAUGUGAACAGUAAAUGAAAACCUGUCUCCCAACUGCUGGGUGUGGCUUGUCUUACUUCAUACACCGGACUGCCAGGACGGGGCUGUGCCUGCUUUCUCCUCCACUGCAUUGUGUCCCCACACGAGGGUUCAGGCCCUUACUGCAGAACACACUGGGGUAGACAAACUGCAGUAGGUCAGAAUCCCUCACCUCUCUACCUGCAGAGAGCAGAACCUGUGCUGGGCAAACUCAGCCAUGGGAUGUCAGCCUCAGACCAGACACUUGGAGCUCUCACAGGACACACGGCCCUGAGACGGACUGAGGGAGUCAGGCAGGCCCUGACUAAGGAAGCCAUUGGAUCCUCAUGGAGACAGCAGAAAGCCCUGGCUAGCAUUGAGAACCCAGGGCAGACUGGAAGUUCAUCUGGCAUUCUACAUCAUAAGGACAUGUUGGAAGAAGAGAGCAGAGGCCAGCCCUGGGGCACAGAGGUGAUGAUCAGCCUUGUGUGUAUGGCCUGGAGGACUGAAACUCAUACACAGAGAAAGCAACUGGAACACCAAGUGUAUAAGGGACACCAAGAGACUAUUGCUUCCUUGAAUCUCUUUAAAUAUAACAAUGGCACAGGAGUCCAGUUAGCUGUAGCAGAACUGUUGCCAUUUGGGAAUUCUUGCAAGAUUACUGGAUAUAUUAAGCAAAGUGCCCCAAAGCGAGAGGGACAAAUGGUCAUGGACCAAAUUCUCACCCUUGAGUCAAAAUCAGUCCUUCCUCAUGUAACUGGCAGAAGGAGAUGUAGAGAUCUACAACGAGGAAUCCUGCUGAAGAAAGGGAGGAGGGACUGUAUGAGCAGCAGCAUCAAGAUCAUGACAGGGGAACCCACAAAGAAGGCUGACCUGAGCACUGGGAGCUCUCUGACUCUGGACCAACAGCUAGGGACUGCUGGGACCAACCUCGGCCCUCUGCUUGUGUGUGACAGUUGUGUAGCUUGGUCUGUUUGUGGUGCUUCUAGCAGGCUGUCAGCUGGGCCCAUGGUAUCAUCUGAACCAGGGCUUCUGCAGAAGGCCAUGUCUGGGUCCAUGGCCCCACUGCAGUCUGGGGCCAUGUCAUUCAGGGUCCAUGGCCCUGCAGAGGCUAGGGCUGGGCUUGUGUCUGCGGCUCCAGUUCCCACUGAGGGCUUUGUGGAUGCCCAGAGUCUAGACGGCCACCUGGGAGCAUGUUGCUGCAGGGGCCAUGGUGAUCUGGCUGCAGCACUCGGGGUAUCAGGCUCUGCACCCUGUCUGGGCAGCACAGUAGAUCCUGUUGAUGGGAGUGUGGGUGAGCUGCCUGGAGAAUGUGAGCAUGGGAGAUUGGCCCCACCCCUCAUCUGUUAUAUGGUGUCUGGGACAAAGGAGAAUUGCUUCCCUCCUUCUGGCCUAUGCCAUGAACAAGAACAGUUUGCAAUAGCUACUUAUCUUAGAGUGCUGGGGCCUGCACACACUGGCAGAGUGACAGUGUGUACUGAUGGGUCUCUGCUGCUUGGGAAUGCCACCCACAGGGACACAGGGCUUUUCACCCUAUGGCCAUGGAUGGUAGAUGUGACAAGCUGUCUGCAGCCAGGUGUCUGGUGUUUCCACUUUGGAGGCCUUCUCAGGUGUCUGUGGAAUGGGGAGGAACUGUUCUUCACAAAUGUUAAUCUUGGUCAUCUUCAGCUCAAUGGGACAUAUUGUCUAGGACAUGAAAACCAAUGGACAGUUAGGUUUGACUCUAGAAUUAAGCCAUCCGAAUCUGGACAAUUUCUGCAGAAUUCUAGGACUCUGAAGCCCAUGUAUUGGACAGGAAAUCAUGUGUUUCCUGGUGUGCCUCUGUCACUUCUGGAAGGUGAAGGACAGGGCUUUGCUCUGUCCCUUCCAAUAGAACCUGCAUCUAACACAGCACUCUCUCUGCUCAGAGACUCACUGAUUUCACACAACUUUAGCAUCUGUCUUUCAUCAGAAUUCAUUGAAUUACAUAGAGAUAAUCUCUACAAGGAUUGGCUUUAUAUCCUGGGUAGUAGUAACAAUGGUAUUUUAUGGAAAAAGUCUCUGAGUCAUCAAGCCUUUGGGUCCUGGUGCUCCAGGCAGUGUCCUAGGGAGAACUGCACAGUGGGAAGAGAGAUGGAGGUGUCCUCUAUGAUCCUCUGCAAGGGCUACACUCCUUGGCAGGGGCUCCUGCUCACAGCCUCCCUUUUGACUUACUGGUAUCUACCCACCACUGCCCAAGUUAUCAUUGAACUAGUGCCACCCAAGGUGUUCCAAGGAGAAAAUGUCCUUCUAGAGGUCCACAAUCUGCCAGAGGAUUUUCUAGCCUUUGCUUGGUACAGAGGGGUGACAACCAUGAAGCGCGGAAUUGCAGUCUAUGCCAAGAGAAACAGUUUAAGAGCAUCGGGGCCCGCGUACAGUGGCAGACAGACAGUGUACAGUGACGGGUCACUGUUGCUCCAGCGUGUCAUCCUCAAGGACACAGGAUUCUACACCCUGCGAGUCAUAAGUAGACAAGGAGAAAUUGUAUCAACAACAUCCGUGUUCCUCCAUGUGCAGAUCUCCAUUUUAACCUGUGGGGGCCGUACUACUUCUGACCAACCCACUAUGGAAAUAGUGCCACCUAACGUUGCAGAAGGGGCAAAUGUUCUUCUACUUGCUCAUGAUCUCUCAGAGAACCUUCAAUCCUUUUUCUGGUACAAAGGUGUGAUUUCAUUCAUCAACUACGAGAUUGCCAGACACUCCAUAGACAAGAAUUCAACUGUGCCUGGUCCUGCACACAGUGGUAGAGAGACAGUGUACAGCAAUGGAUCUCUGCUGCUCCACAAUGUCACCCUGAGUGAUACUGGAUUCUAUACUCUAAAAACUCUGAGUACAGAUCUGAAAAUAGAAUUAAUACAUGUGCAUCUACAGGUGAACACCUCCAUUUCUACUUGCUGCAACCCUCUCAGCUCUGCCCAAUUCACCAAAGAAACAGCGUCACAGCAUGGUGUUAAAGGGAAAAGCAUUCUUCUCCUUGUUCAUAAUCUGCCAGAAGAUCUACUAGGCUUUUCCUGGUACAAAGGACUGUAUACCAUUCAGCCUUUUAAAAUUGUGACCUAUGAAAGAGAUAAGAAUUCCAUCACCUGGGGGCCUGUCUACAGCAGAAGAGAGAUGCUGUACACCAAUGGAUCUCUGCUGAUCCAGGGCAUCACUGAGAAAGAUGCAGGAAUGUAUACAAUACUAACCUUAAACAAAGAUUUACAAAUUGGAAACAUAUAUGUGCAACUUCAUGUGAACAAGCCUGUGACAGAGCCCUUUCUGCAAGUCUCUGAGACCACCGUCACAGUACAGAGUUCUGUGGUUUUCAGUUGCCUCUCAACUGACACUAAAAUCUCCAUCCGUUGGCUCUUCAAUAACCAGAGUCUGCAGCUCACAGAGAGAAUGACUCUGUCCCCAACAAAGUGUGGACUCAGCAUAGAUCCUGUCAGAAGGGAAGAUGCUGGAUACUAUAAGUGUGAGGUGUCCAACUCAAUCAGUUCAGAGACCAGUCUUCCAGUCAGGCUAAUGGUGACGAAUAAGUGA